Marmota flaviventris (yellow-bellied marmot) is the source of this 384-nucleotide messenger RNA. It is a transcript of the gene Cxcl9, whose product is annotated as C-X-C motif chemokine ligand 9. NCBI's taxonomy places the organism in Eukaryota, Metazoa, Chordata, Mammalia, Rodentia, Sciuridae. Gene Ontology annotation, biological process: immune response; defense response; chemotaxis. Gene Ontology annotation, cellular component: extracellular region. Gene Ontology annotation, molecular function: chemokine activity. The record is from RefSeq and is a predicted model, not a curated record.
CUGACUAUGAAGAAAAGCGGUAUUCCUUUCCUCUUGGGCCUCAUCUUCCUGGUUCUGUUUGGAGUUCAAGGAGCCCCAAUAAUGAGGAAUGACCGUUGUUCCUGCAUCAGUACUAGGCAGGGGAAAAUCCACCCUAAAGCCUUAAAAGACAUUAAACAAUUUGCCCCAAGCCCUUCCUGUGAGAAAACUGAAAUCAUUGCUACAAUGAAGAACGGGAAUGAAGAAUGUCUAAACCCAGAUUCAGGUUAUGUGAAAAAACUGGUGAAGAUGUGGAAAGAAAAGGUCAUCCAAAAGAAAAAGCAAAAGAAAGGGGGAAAACAAAAAAUGAAGACAUUUUUAAAAGCUAAAAGACCCCAACGUCCUCAUCAAAAGAAGACUACAUAA